Messenger RNA from Eucalyptus grandis, 363 nucleotides. Its product is annotated as sigma factor binding protein 1, chloroplastic. The transcript has a single exon. The record is from RefSeq and is a predicted model, not a curated record. Bases 1 to 363 code for a protein of 120 amino acids. NCBI's taxonomy places the organism in Eukaryota, Viridiplantae, Streptophyta, Magnoliopsida, Myrtales, Myrtaceae.
AUGGGCAAGCUCAAUUUUCACCAGAUUGCUAAAAGCCAAAAACCCACCAUUAUGGCUAGGAAGAAACCAUUGAAGAUCAGGUACAUUUCGAGCCCCGUCAUGGUGAAGGCCAGCAAUGCUUCCGAGUUCCGUGCGAUUGUCCAGGAACUGACUGGCAAAGACUCUGACGCCGGGGGGUUCUCUGAGUACAGCAAGGAUGGGAGCCGGAGUUUAGGCCAAAGCAAUCUGCAAUCACAGAAGAAUGGGGAGCAAGAUUAUGUUUCAUACUCUGUGCCCUUCAAUGGGCUCUUGGAUGAAGGUCUCUCCUGGAAAGAGUGCUCAGAAGGCCUGUUGGGGUAUUAUUCUCAAUGUCUGUUUGUAUGA